This is a messenger RNA of Vespa velutina, 2350 nucleotides long. It is a transcript of the gene Ccdc114, whose product is annotated as coiled-coil domain-containing protein 63. The transcript has 5 exons. The coding region runs from base 451 to 1914 and encodes 487 amino acids. The record is from RefSeq and is a predicted model, not a curated record. Lineage: Eukaryota; Metazoa; Arthropoda; Insecta; Hymenoptera; Vespidae.
CAGGCAAUGCAUAGUAUCUGAAACGAAUUGGUGUGCCUGGCAACCAAGAAAAUCAACAAAGUGAUGGACGCAUAGGUAUAUAUAUAUAUAUAUAUAUAAACACAACAGCUGUCGAAACUCAGCAAUAGACAGCAGAUGUCUUUCUCAAAUGUCCCUGAUAGGCAAUAUUACCGAAGAUUCAAAAAGAAAAAGAAAAAAAAAAGGAAAAAGUAUAAUCAUCAAGUACAUUUAUAUAAUACAAUUUUCAGAAAGAUUACAACAGGAAAAUCAAACUUUUUAAUUAAUAUACAGAGAAAGUGAAAGACAGACAGAGAAAGAGAGAGAGAGAGAGAGAGAGAGAGAGAGAGAGAGAGAGAGAGAGAGAGAGAGAAGAAAAAAAAAAAUUAAGAGAAGAGAAGAAGUAAAUAAAUAGGAUUAUCAAAAAAGAAAAAAAUAAAUAAAUAAAUAAAAAUGCAAUUCUUAAGACCUGGCCAGGAUGCUUUAGAGAUGGAGAUGAUGCCAGAAAUUGAAUUAACCAGAUUGAAGAGACAAUAUAGGAUAAUGGAGAAUGAUCGUAUGAAAUGUUCUGAGGAAGGCAGUCUUCAACUUCGUAAUCAACAGAUUAUGAUUGCUCGAUUGGAAUAUGAAAAAGCUGAAUUAUUGCUUGCUAUUAAAUCAGCCAAAUCAAAGACAUUUCUUAAGAAGGAUGAGAUGGAUGACGUUAAGUUGAAGGAAUUGUUCGAUCAACGUUCCAAAUUUAUUGAUUCGAUCAAAUUUGAAAAACAACAAAUCGGUGAACUUAAAAGGCAAAUUGGACAGAUAACGAAAGAAGUUACAGUAUUAAGAAGAAAAAUUCCAACCGAUGUACAAGCUAAGGAGAACAGUUUCAAACGACAUAAACUCAUUUCAAUGUUAGAAAAUCGAUUGGAAGUUGGUAUGAGAAGAUUUAAUACGAUAAUAGCAGAGAAUUUUAAGCUUCGUGAAGAGAUUGAAUCAUUAUUAAAAGAGAGAACACAAUUUACUACACUUUGGAAUAAACUUGUUGGACAAUUGAAUACAGGAAAACAAAUUAUUAAUGAUCUGAUAGAACAAGCUACUUUAACAUUUAAUCAAAGGGAUGAAGAGAUGAACAAAACUCAGGCACUUCGUGAAAAAGCUAUGAGAGAUUUUGAUGCUCAUAAAGCAGAGAUGUGUGAACUUCAGCGUACAUUGGACAACGAAAUGAAAUUACAAGAAUUUCUCGGUGUUAAAGGUCAAUAUCGAAAAACUAUAGACUUGCAAAUUAAACAGGAAGCCGAGAGAGCUGCUAAAAAACAAGAACAACAAGAUAAGAUAGCUACUUAUACUCAUAUUCUCAAUACGAUGAAAGAAUUUACAGGGGAGAACAAUAUUGACAGUCUUGUAGCUUAUUUUGUUAAACAAGAGGAAGAAAAUUUUGCACUUUUCAAUUAUGUCAAUGAACUGAAUGAUGAAAUGGAAUGUCUUCAAACGAAAAUGACAGAAUUGACGAUUGCCAUUGAUGAGGCAAGAAUGUUGCAUGAGUUUAGAGAAAAACAACAGGUGGAAACAUUGAAAAAUAUUACAGAUCAAUUGGAAGAACAAACAAAGUUAGCCGAUGAAGCCGAAGAAGAACUUAAUAAUUGCGAUCAAGAUAUAGAGAGAAUGUUAAAAGGUAUAGAAUCUCUCUUUAAAAUUGUUAAAUGUGAUAAUUCACCUAUUCUACAAUUACUCGGUGACAAUACACAUGUGACUAUGAGCAACGUUAUGCUAUAUCUUAAUAUUAUCGAGAAACGUAUAACAGAAAUGAUGCAUAAAGUUCAUUGGGUCGAUAAAGCUACUAUGGCAUCACAAUUGAGAUUAGACGAAGAUAAGAAACCAAAAUUGAAAGUUCCAUCUCUCACAGAAAUUGCUCCUACUCAACCCUGUGUACUGUAAGUCCUUAAUAAUUAUUAUCCAUUCCUUUAACUCUCAAUAAUCAAUGAUCAAUGAAAGGAUUAAAUUAACUCAUGAGUUAAAUCAAACAAUUCAUUUUCAAUACUUUAUACAAGAUUAUAGAGAAUUAUAGAGAGUUAAUAAUCCCUUCAUUAAUUCCUUUCCUAUAUUCAUUCCUAUGUUCUUCAUCAUUCAUUUGAAAAAAAGAACAAAAAAUUGAGACUACAUUCAAAUAUAAAUAAAUAUAUAUAUAUAUAUAUAUAUUUAGCUGCGUCGAGAAAGAAGAAAUGCAAGUGAUGACCGAAGGUUUAGAAAUUCCUCUAUCUCGAGAAGAAGCAAUAGAGAAAUUGAAAAUACGUCUUGAAAGUGAUUUCUCCGAAUUACUUCAUAAUGUAUCCGGUUGUCAUUUACCGGCUGCUAGAAAAGUCAUACAAAAGCG